AUGUACAGAGCGGUCUGUAGUCACAGACAAAGCAGGUGAAUGUUUUGAACGAGGCGGCUGUUAACUUAUAGUUGAUCUCUCUCUCUCUCUCUUUCUUACUGAGUAGCUAUUAAAUAAUCCUAUUUCAUUCCAUCAUUAGGUGGGCUUGGUUUCUCACUGUAAAUACAAUGACUAAAUACAAUCCAAGUGAUUUGACUUGCCAUUGUGUUUGUCGUGAUAUGACGCUCUUUCUGAGAUACUAUAUGCAAGUCAUCAAAUGACGGGGCAUGGAUAUGGCAAUUAGCCAUCAGUUUGAAUUUAACUUCAUCUUUCACAGGCCAAACACUUGACAAAAAUGAAUGUAUAUUGGACAAGAGUUAAACCAACAUUUCUAUACAGAACAGCAUAUGCCACAUCUUCCCCCAGCUCACUAGAAAGCCCAGAUAAUUUAGUAGGAGAAGAAAUAUGGAUAAAACUUAACUGCAGUGCCAAUAGCACCAGAGGUGAUCUACAUGCACGAUGAAGAGUGUGCAACCUUUCCGAUCUAUUAUUAUCUUUCAGGGAGAGCAAUGCAAUACCGCCAGUUUCUAAAGGCACUCACCAUUGUAGUAUGAGGCCACUGCAUUGUGAAUACUUAAAAUGCCCGUAGGGUCCAAGGAACCUAAAUGAGAUUCUAAUGUUAAUAAGUGCUGAGUGACCUUUACUGUUAACUAUCUAAUACAUCUCAGGCAGACAACAUGGAACCUCAGCUAUGGGAGGGUCACAUGGACAAGCUGCUAGCCCUUUCGGUGUAAUGAAAAGUCUCCCCUAAAAUACAAAAUGAAAUGGGUUUUUAAAGUGACAGUUGCUGUGUCUUCGUGGUCACCUUUAAAUCCUCGUGAGAUAUGUGCCACCUCAAAUUAGAAGCUAUAGGUGGAGUCAAAACCUCAAGGUGCUGCAAUGUAAUUAAGCUGCAUGAAAUAUGCAAAAGGCCCUAUUUAUAGAUUGUAAUAAAUGGCCUGAUCCAAAGCUGUUAAGUUCUAUGGCUGAGAUGAAAAUCCGAAAUGUGGGAUUCAUGAUCAAAUUCAAAUGUUCCCCAGAUAUUCUCUGCAUAUUCACAGAAUAUUCAUUCAAUAUUGGAUACUGGCAUUUGACACCCAACUAUAUUUGAUUUCAAUAUUUGGUGGUUGAUGGCAUGCAAUGGUAUAAAGUACUUUGCCAUGACGGUACAUGGCAAUGGGUGUGCAAAACUGGUUUUUAUUUAUAUGAAGAUGUAUGUCACACACUUCUAGAGCUUACACACCAUUAAAAAUAAUUUUAAAAAUUAUUCCACAAAUAAUAUAAUAAUAAUAUAACAAAAGCAAAAUAAUCUUUGUUUUAAUUAUUAUUUAUUGCAUUUCACUCACACAUUUUUCUCCAAGGAGCUCAAGUGGACAUACACCGUUCUUUGUCUCCUCAUUUAAUUCCCAACAACAGCACUGUUAAGUAGGUUAGGCUGAGAGGCAGUGAGCAUCAUAGCCGAGUGGGAAUUUGAACCCUGGUCUCCCAGGGUCUAGUCUGGCACACUAACCACUGAACAACACUGUCUUUAAUAAAAACAGUCAUAGGUGCAGUAGAUAAAGCAAAGGCAUUGGACAAAACAUUGGCACUGGUAAAGCCUCCCUAAGCAGAAACAUCUGCUGUGAUGGGAUAAAGAGUGCCAAUAUUUAGACGGGAUCACAGAGAAGACCCUUACCUUUGUCCCAUCCGCCAAACCUCCAGCAUUGUCAGGGCAUAGACGAUAGUCUGAUAAGGGAGAAGAGAUUGUUUUGAUCAAAGGUGAUAGAAGCUCUCUCUCUCUGAUCUAAGUGGUCCAUCAUUUAAGAGGUUGCCAAUUCUUCCUUAAUGAUACUGAUCUUUCGUUAUAAAGGAGAUACCCAGUUCACACAGAUAGCCUCUUAUUUAAAAAAAGGGAUUAUUGCACUGGGAAGGUGGUUUUGGAAGCAAUGGUCAGGGUAUUUAUCUAUUUGACGGAUCACCACAGCAUGCAAAUAGCAGGUGAUCUAAGGGACAUUUGGUCCACCUCAGAAUACAGAAUCUAUUUGCAGCAUGCAAUCGUGUUAAACGUUUCAUUGGAGCGGCUAGGUGGUGAACAUUGUUAGAUUUGAGAGCUGACAGCCUGCAAGUUAAUAUUUAAUAGUUAACAUUUGUCAGCUGAGAGCUUUUGAGUUUUCGUUUUUGGACUCUCCCCAAAUCAAAAUAUUCAAGAGGUGUCCAUGUGCCCCAAAUACUAAAUUUUAAAAGAAAAAAUUACCUUUCAAAAUUCAACUCUGAAUUUUAUGUGGAAAAUUUCAAUGGGGAAAUAUUAAUAUUGUUAAUAUAUGUUAAUAUUUGCUUCUUCCAUUCCCCCCUCCCACUGCAGUGUAAUCCAAUGUGUGCAGAAAUACAAAUGUGCACAAGAUUCAGAAAAAGAAAGGCAAACGAAGUAAGCUGAAGCUGCAGAAAUCAGAAGGGGAAUCCUGUGGGAUCCUAAUGUACUUUGCUAACAGGAUUCAAGGAUUCAAGCCACGCAGGUAGAACUUCCUAGGAGGAUUCAGUUUUCCAAAUGUUUUCGGGGUUGUUGGGUUUUUUUCCAUACUGCAAUCCUAGACAUGUCCAUUUAGAAUUAAGCCCCACUAAGUUCAAUUGGAUUUCUUCCCAGGUAAGUGAAUACAGGCUUGUCGCCUGGAUCAAUUAGGAUGUGUAAUCAGUUUGUUGGCGCUUUGUGGCGGAACUUUAGGUCAAACAUACAGAGGGAUUCUCCAAGCGUAUCAAGGAUCCAAGCUUUCUCAAAAACUAAUGAUCGAAAGUGACAGGAGACAAAACAGUCGGGAUCCCCUGCAGGGAGCCUGUGAAGUGGGAAGGUUAUUUGGAAACCGGUAAGACGAUAUCAAGAACAAGGACAUGAAAAAAAUAAGAGAGGUGUCCAUGCUGAUUAGGAGAGAUGCUUUCAUCCGAAGCUGCCAUACCUUGACUUCAAGCCGCACACUAAAAUGCAUUUGACUGAACGGAAUCACUAAUCAGCCAAAACAUUUCCUUCACUUUUCUUGGGAAAUGGAAAGAGCCUCAGACUGGCCUUUAUUUAUCUCUUUGAGUGGGGGCAGCAGGCAAUGCUUUCUGUGGAGGCCAAAUCUCCUGCCCUUGUGGAUCCUGCCACCCAAGGCAGUCACUUCCCCUUGCCUCAUGGGUGAGCCGGCCAUGGCUCAUGUUGAGGGCAGGUACUGUAUGUGGUGGAGGGGAGGGACUCAUAUCACACCAAGACCACAUUAUAACCUUCUCUGAAUGUUGUCAAACGCUUUCCAUUUUCUAGAUGGGAACACUGCUGCAGAAAGAUAGUAACUCACCCAGGGUCACACAUGGUGAAUGUUAUUAAACAAGAAUUUAAGACUAUCUUCAACAUUUCUGCAGGGUGUGGAUCACACACGCCAUCAAUGUAUCACACCCCCCCUUUUGUGUUACAGCCAGUGCAUUUUUUCUUUAAAAAAUGUUUAGGGGUACUCUCAUUUUGACUCAAGAAAAUCACCAUUUUAUAGUUCAAAUCGGGGAAAAGAAAUACAGUAAAUGGACAAAAGUACAGAGAUUCACAAAAUGUUUAGGGGUAUGCAUACCCCCAGAAAAAAAGCACUGGUUAUACCUACAUCCAAUUCUAAAUAGAUUAGUGACAGGUCAAUGAGAUCCAGUCUCUGAUCUUGUUCAUUUUGGACUGUGUCUCCAUCACUUGCAAGCAUGCAUUUUGGAUGAGGAACAGGACCGCAGGGAAGCCGUUCUUAGGCUUCAAAGGUAACAUUUGAGUCAGCUAGGUGCCUUCAGGUGUUCUCAAAACGCUUAAGAAAAGCAACGGGAGCUCUGUUCCAAAACAGUUGUUACAAUUAGGAUGACUUCUCUGGAGCGGGGAGCGUUUCUGCAGUUGCCAUUUUGGACCCUCCUCAGGAUGCAGAGAGGAGAGAGAAAAUCUUUAAGCAGAUGCUAAUUGCAUUACACAAAAUCCAAGCGCAAUUACUUCAGCAUAAUCAGUUCAGUUCAAACUGUGUCAGGCCCACCUGCCUUGGUUCCUUAAGGAACUAAUGAUAGGGGGCAUCAAAGACAGGAGAUGGGAGAAAUAAAGCUCUCUCUCUUUUUCCUACAGAUUCAUGUAUUUGCCAAAGGCUUUCAUCCAAAAUACCCUCAGCAAAAAUAUCCAGCUCAGGCUCCAUAUUUCUGUUCACUUGCUAUCCAAUUAA
Messenger RNA from Podarcis lilfordi (Lilford's wall lizard), 4196 nucleotides. The record is from the annotation of a GenBank genome assembly. NCBI's taxonomy places the organism in Eukaryota, Metazoa, Chordata, Lepidosauria, Squamata, Lacertidae.